Malassezia vespertilionis is the source of this 1416-nucleotide messenger RNA. Its product is annotated as protein disulfide-isomerase. Gene Ontology annotation, molecular function: protein-disulfide reductase activity; protein disulfide isomerase activity. NCBI's taxonomy places the organism in Eukaryota, Fungi, Basidiomycota, Malasseziomycetes, Malasseziales, Malasseziaceae. The coding region runs from base 1 to 1416 and encodes 471 amino acids. The record is from RefSeq and is a predicted model, not a curated record. Gene Ontology annotation, cellular component: endoplasmic reticulum lumen. The transcript has a single exon. Gene Ontology annotation, biological process: response to endoplasmic reticulum stress.
AUGAUGCGUUGUGUUGCCGUGCUGUUGGCGUAUGUUGUAUAUGUACAAGCGGCUCUCUUUGCGAGCCAUGGCCGUGUGGUGCGAUUGGAUGCAUCCAACUUUGACAAGGAGGUGUUGCAAAUCGAAAAGCCUACCAUGGUUGCAUUCACCGCGCAGUGGUGCGGUCACUGCAAGAACCUCGCGCCGCAGUAUUCGCGUGUGGCCAACGAGAUGGACGGUGUUGUGAAGCUUGCGUACGUCGACUGCGAGGACAGUGCAUCGCAGUCGCUGUGCGCCAAGUACGGCGUGCAGGGCUUUCCCACACUCAAACUCUUUCCCGCAACCAAGAAGCGGCUUCCGCGCGACUACCAAGGCGAGCGCACGUCGCGUGCCAUCAUGGACCAUAUGAUCGAUGCGCUCCCUACCGAGUCUGUGCGUCGCCUCGAGGCCAGCCAGAUUGCCUCGUUUGUAGACAAGAAGCGCGGCGAGCCGAAAAUAGUGCUCUUCUCGCCCAAGGUCAAGUCGUCCUCGCUGUACCGUUCGCUUGCGCUCGACUACCGCGAGCGGAUACCGUUUGGGUAUGUGUACACGGGAAAACCAGGCGUGUUUGAGGCGGCAGAAAAUGUACUGGGCGUUAAGCUGAACGAAAACACGGUCCCGGCGCUGUUCCUGAUCGACGGACAAGCGGGCGGAAAACGGGUGGAAAAGUACCGCAGCUCGAUGAAGCACCGCAGCAUCUCUUCCUGGGUCGACAAGGUUGUGUACGGCAAGGAGCCCGCGGCUCCCCAGGAGCAGCGCAAGGCAGAGCGCACUUCGGAGUCCGCCGCGCCAAAGCCCAAGGUGUCGGCGCGCCCUGGCAUGAGCGAGGAAGAUGUCGACGCCGCGAUCAAGAUUGGCGAACGCCUCGUGCGCGAGGAGCACGAGGAGACGGCCAGGAAGCUGGCCGAGGAAGAGGCUGUCGCGCGCGGCUCGAUGGAAGCUUUGCGGCGCGCGCGCUCGAAACAAAAACAGAUGCCGUUCGAGGGCCAACAACAGGCUGAGGAACCUGUCAGCAGCGAGAUGCUCAUGGACAAGCUCCAGGAUAUGGUCGGGGACAAGUGGGGCACGUUGCUUGCGCAGCAUGCACUCAAGGCGCGCAAGCUUGCCGAAAAGAUCGUCCAAGACGACCCCGCCAAAGCAUUCCAGGCGACCGAAGCGGCAGAAGCGCACCUGAGCAAGGCACUCUCGGCUGACAUUGUGCACCUGACCGACCAGAUUCGGGCGGGUGCGGACGAUGAAGGCUACCCCCUCACUGCAGAUAUGGAAACGACGCUGAAGGGCCACUUGGAUAUGUUCCAGGGGAUGCUGCGCACCGUCGAGGCACGGAUCGAAGCGCGCAAGAGCGACAAGACGGAGAAGGAGUAUGCCGAUUCGAUCCUCGCUAGGUACGAUCUGUAG